Molecule: messenger RNA, 2679 nt
Organism: Anastrepha ludens (Mexican fruit fly)
Lineage: Eukaryota; Metazoa; Arthropoda; Insecta; Diptera; Tephritidae
Gene: mal
Product: molybdenum cofactor sulfurase
Exons: 5
Coding region: 275-2677 (800 amino acids)
Biological process (GO): Mo-molybdopterin cofactor biosynthetic process
Molecular function (GO): pyridoxal phosphate binding; molybdenum ion binding; molybdenum cofactor sulfurtransferase activity
Source: RefSeq, a predicted model, not a curated record
UACACCAACUUUUUUUAUCUUCAGUGUCGCUUUAUCAUAGACACAUCAUACCUCUAGAUGACACUUUAUUAAAACCGGUUGCUUUACAACAUUUACGUCAAGCAAGUGAGUGGAGUGCGCCAAAUAUAAGUUUGCAACGACCAAACCGUCGUAAAUGUGAAUGACAAUAUUUACUUCAUUGCUGAUUGUCAAUAGAACAGGGCAGUUUAAAGAGUUGAGGAAAAAAAUAUAUGUUCAAAAAUAAUUUUUAAUAGCCAGUGUUAUUAUAACUAGAAUGCCGGAGUUUCAGGAUGAAUUUACGCCUGCUGAAACAAAGGCUAUUCAGAGUGAAUUUCAUCGUGUAAAAGAUAAUAUCUAUCUUGAUCAUGCCGGCACCACUCUUUAUGCUGAAAGUUUAAUAGAAACAUCGGGCAAAGUGCUGAAAGACAAUUUAUUUUGCAAUCCACAUACUUGCAACGUAACCGGUGAUCUAAUAGACCAGGCCCGCUAUAGGAUACUUCAGUGCUUUAACACAGACGCUACCGAAUAUGCUGUGGUAUUUACUGCCAACGCCACCGCUGGUCUGCGACUUGUGGGCGAAUGUUUUGAUUUCGGUGGUCAAGUAAACAACCAAGGUGCCUUCUACUACUGCCAGGAGAAUCACACAUCCGUGUUGGGAAUGCGUGAAAUAGUGUCUACAAAUCGCCUUUAUGUUUUAACCAAAGACGAAAUUUUGAAAAAUCUAAGUCACAUUAGUAAGAAUGGUGCUAAUACCGAAAAUAACACAGGAGACAUUAGCGAGCAAAGGAACAAUUCCCUUGUCGCUUAUUCAGCACAGUGCAACUUCAGUGGUUAUAAAAUACCUCUAGAAACUAUUGAAGCUAUUCAAACAUACGGUUUGGCGGUUAAUGGAAAGCAAAUUAGAGGAGUGGAAAAUGAGUGCGAAACGACGAAAAGUAAUUUUUACAUUUGUCUGGAUACAGCUUCAUUCGUAGCGACCAAUUAUCUGGAUUUACAAAAGUACAAACCUGAUUUUUGUUGUAUAUCAUUUUAUAAAAUGUUUGGCUUUCCGACGGGCGUUGGUGCGUUACUGGUUAGUAAGCGCGGGCAAUCUGUUCUACAUAAGCGUUACUAUGGCGGGGGAACCAUAAAUAUUGCUAUGACCCGUGAGAACUUUCACCAAAAACGCUCUAAUUUUCUUACACGCUUCGAAGAUGGUACCUUGCCCUUCCUCACCAUCACUUCGGUACUUGAAGCAUUUCGAGUGUUGGAGCGUCUUGUGCCCGCUACCCCGAAACAGUUAUCGGUACAGCGUAUUAGCACACAUGUUUACCGAUUGGCCAAAUACUGUCAUGAUUCACUUGCCGUACUACAUCACGCUAACGGUACAUCGCUAAUACAAUUUUACAAUCACAAUGGCUAUGAUGAUAUAGCGCAGCAAGGCGGCAUCGUUACUUUUAAUGUACUGCACGACGAUGGCUCAUAUGUAGGUUUUGCCGAGGUUGCCUGCAUCGCUGCAGUGCAUAAUGUGCAAAUACGCACCGGCUGUUUCUGCAACCCUGGUGCUUGUCAAUGGCACUUACGUUUGUCAAAUGCCGAUAUACGGAAACAAUUCGAAGCUGGACAUGUUUGUAGUGACUAUACAGAUAUUGUAGAUGGUGUGCCAACCGGUGCUAUACGUAUGUCUUUUGGAUUUAUGACUCGGGUGACUGAUGUGGACAAAGCGGUGGCAAUGAUACGUGAUUGCUAUUUAAUUACAGCAGCUGAACGUUUACGUCUCAUGGAACGAACGUUAUUACCGCCAGCACUACGUCAUGUGUCACAGCGGUUGAGGCCGCAAUUAAAACGCAUUUGCAUAUAUCCGAUCAAGUCAUGUGGUGCUUUUGAGGUGGCGAACGCAUGGCAGCUCACCAGCUGUGGCUUUAAAUAUGAUCGCACCUGGAUGAUUGUUGACGUCAAUGGCAUGGCUAUCACACAAAAACACUUCACAAGAUUAUGUUUAAUAAAACCUAUUGUGAAAUUGAAAGAAGGAGUUUUGGAGCUGCGGUUUCCAGAUAUGGAAUCAGUGCAGGUGCCACUAGUAGUAGACGAUUUAAAUUUUACAAGACAUAUCGAAACUUCAUUAUGUCAAAGCAAAGUGUGCAAUGACUUAGUGGAGGGCAUAGAUUGUGGGGAAGAAGUAGGUCAAUGGUUAUCCGACUGCUUGGAAACGAAAGGCCUACGUUUAGUUCGUCAAAACGCCGAACGGCGCACACAAGAUGGUGUCUCAAAAGAUAUUAGCUUGGCAAAUCAGGCACAAUUCCUACUAAUAAAUCGGGCAUCGGUACGUUGGUUAGCCAAUAAAGUAGAAACUGAGAAGGAGUCGCUCGACCAGACGGUGGAUCGGUUUAGAGGAAAUUUAAUAAUCGAAACUGCAAGCCCGUUUGAAGAAAAUUCAUUUGAAGAGAUAAGUAUAGGGGAUGUGGAUUUCAAAGUGAAUGGCUUUUGUACUCGAUGCCAAAUGAUUUGUAUUGAUCAGCAUAGUGGCCAAAAAACCAAUGAGCCAUUGCGUACUAUUGCACGUGAGUUUGGUGGAAAAAUACGUUUCGGCAUUUAUUUAUCACUUAAAGGGUUGCGCGAAGAAAAUUCCUUUGUUUCUUGCUGCGAAGAAGUGAGAAUUAAAAGAAGAGAAACGAAUAACGGGAACUGCGACAAAUAAAG